CUUGGCCGCCUUUAGGAGACACUGGGGUCUUGGAGCCUCCUCGAAGUGGUCGUUGCUGUUGUCUCACGUGACCGUCUCUGUUUUCUUGUUGCACAGCAAAUAUGCCAGAGGAUUAUCCCGAUCAGUUUGAUGAUGUCAUGGAUUUUAUACAAGCCACCAUUAGAAGACUGAAAAGGUCACCCGAUAAACAAAUGGCCGUGCUUCCUCGCAGAGAGCGGCACCGGCAGGCUGCAGCCGCCAGCCCGGAGAGUUCCCGAGGGAAAGGCCGGCGGGGCCAGAGGGGCCGAAAUCGGGGGUGCGUCUUAACUGCCGUGCAUCUGAAUGUCACUGACUUGGGUUUGGGCUACGAAACCAAGGAGGAACUCAUUUUCAGGUACUGCAGCGGCUCAUGCGAUGCAGCCGAGACAAUGUAUGACAAAAUAUUAAAAAACUUGUCCAAAAAUAGAAGGCUGGUGAGUGACAAAGUCGGGCAGGCGUGUUGCAGACCCCUCGCCUUCGAUGACGACCUGUCCUUUUUAGACGAUAACCUGGUUUACCAUAUUCUGAGAAAGCAUUCCGCCAAACGCUGUGGAUGUAUCUGACUCCCGCUCCAGAGACCGCUGUGUAUUGCAUUCC
Messenger RNA from Lagenorhynchus albirostris (white-beaked dolphin), 615 nucleotides. RefSeq names its product glial cell derived neurotrophic factor (gene GDNF). Gene Ontology annotation, biological process: peripheral nervous system development; positive regulation of branching involved in ureteric bud morphogenesis; negative regulation of neuron apoptotic process. Bases 102 to 581 code for a protein of 159 amino acids. Gene Ontology annotation, molecular function: glial cell-derived neurotrophic factor receptor binding; growth factor activity; receptor tyrosine kinase binding. The record is from RefSeq and is a predicted model, not a curated record. The transcript has a single exon. NCBI's taxonomy places the organism in Eukaryota, Metazoa, Chordata, Mammalia, Artiodactyla, Delphinidae.